Messenger RNA from Helianthus annuus (common sunflower), 2139 nucleotides. RefSeq names its product ATP-dependent DNA helicase pif1-like. The transcript has 2 exons. NCBI's taxonomy places the organism in Eukaryota, Viridiplantae, Streptophyta, Magnoliopsida, Asterales, Asteraceae. Gene Ontology annotation, biological process: telomere maintenance; DNA repair. Bases 1 to 2139 code for a protein of 712 amino acids. The record is from RefSeq and is a predicted model, not a curated record. Gene Ontology annotation, molecular function: DNA helicase activity.
AUGCAACGUAAUCAAGAUCCUAACGACCAUGUUGCACGUACACUAACAUAUGUACAGUUUCCGCGUUUUUAUGUGUGGAAGCUUGACAAGCGUAUAUGGGUUCCGAGAAUAAAAGGAAAAACAAUUGGAAGAAUUCAUUCCGUUUCUCCUUCUACCGGUGAAGCGUACUAUUUAAGAAUUCUUCUUAACAAAGUUAAAGGACCAACAUCGUUUGAUGAUAUUAAAACAGUUAAUGGUCGAGUGUACGAUACUUUUAGAGAUGUUUGCUAUGCGCUUGGUUUGUUGGAUGACGACUCGGAGUACAUUGAGGCCAUCAAAGAAGCAAAUAUAUCAGGUAGUGCAGGUUAUAUUCGCAAUUUAUUCGCCACCAUGUUACUGUCAAGCACAUUAUCUAGACCUGAAGUUGUCUGGGAAAGCACAUGGAAGUAUAUGACAGAUGAUUUUCUGUACAGAUUCUCAAAGUAUCAUCGUGUUUCAGGUUUAUCAAUUCCUGAUGAGCAACUAAAGAACUAUGUUUUAUGCGAAAUCGAGAAGUUUUUAACUCGGAAUAAUUCAUCGCUUCGGAGAUUUUUAUCAAUGCCUUACCCGGAUACUUCAUCUUUAGAUAACUUUCGCUGCCGAUUGAUUAACGAAGAGCUUGCUUAUGACAGAUCAGAGUUACAAAAUGUUUAUCAAGGUCAGGUGAAUUUGUUAACGGAUGAACAACGUGCAGUAUAUGAAGAAAUUAUGAACGCAGUUCAUGGAGACAAUGGAGGAGUAUUUUUUGUUUACGGUUAUGGCGGGACCGGUAAAACAUUUUUAUGGAAAACAUUGUCUGCUGCAAUUAGGUCAAAAGGUGAGAUUGUAUUAAACGUUGCAUCUAGCGGAAUUGCAUCAUUGCUGUUGGAGGGAGGAAGAACGGCUCAUUCUAGGUUUCAUAUACCUUUGAAUCUUAAUGAGGAUUCCGUUUGUCAUAUAAAACCAGACGAUGAUGUAGCUAAAUUACUACAGCAGACCAAACUCAUUAUAUGGGAUGAAGCUCCUAUGGUUCAUAAACAUGCAUUUGAGGCUUUGGAUAGAACUAUGCAUGACAUUUUCAAUAUAUCUAAUCCAUCCAGGUCUGAUGUUUUAUUUGGAGGAAAGGUAAUUGUAUUUGGUGGUGAUUUUAGGCAAAUACUACAUGUUGUUCCAAACGGUGGACGUCAAGAAAUUGUGAAUGCCUCAUUAUGUUCUUCUUAUUUGUGGAGUAAGUGUAAGUUGUUGACGUUAUCUAGAAACAUGAGGUUAACUGUUGGAAGACCAUCAUCUGAAGUUGAAGAGAUCAGUAAUUUUGCAAAAUGGUUGUUGGACGUUGGUGAGGGAAAUGUUGGUGGUUCCAAUGAUGGAGAAGCAAUAAUUGAAAUACCACCUGAGCUUUUAAUUGAUAGCAUAUCUGAUCCAAUUUCUAGCCUGAUUGAUUUUGUUUAUCCGUCAAUUUUGGAGAAUUACAAUGAUCGUAAUUACUUUAGUACAAGAGCUAUACUUGCGCCUAAGAAUGAGGUUGUUCACGAGAUUAACGACAGAUUGUUGGCAGUAUUCCCUGGUGAAGAAAAAGAGUAUCUUAGUUCUGACAGUCUAUGCCCUACUGAAGAUGGCAAUGUUGAUCAGCAAAAAAUAUACUCCCCCGACGUGCUCAAUGGUCUCAAAGUGUCUGGUUUACCAAAUCAUAGGUUAGUGCUUAAAGUUGGUGUUCCAGUAAUGUUGUUGCGAAAUAUUGACCAACGAAAUGGUUUGUGUAACGGUACAAGGUUAAAGGUCACAAAACUUUACAGUCGUGUUAUUGAAGCUGAGAUAAUUUCUGGUGGUAAUAUUUGUUCUCGGACAUUCAUACCUAGAAUGAAUUUGGUACCUUCGGACCGAAAGAUUCCUUUUGCAUUCCAAAGGAGGCAAUUUCCAAUAACUGUAUGUUUUGCAAUGACGAUUAACAAAAGCCAGGGACAGUCGCUAUCUAAGGUUGGGUUGUACCUAAGACAACCAGUUUUCACACAUGGUCAAUUGUACGUAGCUUUAUCCAGGGUUACAAGACGAGAUGGAAUCAAGUUACUAAUACUUGACAAUGAUGGCAGGCCUACAAAUAAAACAACCAAUGUUGUAUAUAAAGAGAUAUUCAAUGGAUUGUGA